GGGCGGACUCAGCGCCCGCCGGAGGAGCGGCGGGGCCGGGACAGGUCUCAGAGUGCCUGCUGGACCGUGGAGGCCCCUCGUGGCUGAGAGGAGGAGCACUAUCUGGCAGCACUGCAGGUCACUGUGCCAGCCUGCGGGGAAGAUGAAUGGCUGGGUUUCACACACACUCUGCCUGUCCGUCCUCCUGGUGUCCCUGUUGAACAAUGUCCUUGCUUGGAGUAGUCAGGAUCUCCAUUGUGGAGCUUGUCGGGCCCUGGUGGACGAGCUGGAGUGGGAGAUCUCCCAGGUGGACCCCAAGAAAACCAUCCAGAUGGGGUCGUUCCGUAUCAACCCGGACGGCAGCCAGUCGGUCCUAGAGGUGCCCUACGCCAGAUCCGAAGCUCACCUGACGGAGCUGCUGGAGCGGGUCUGUGAGAAGAUGAAAGAGUAUGGGGAGAAGGUGGAUCCCUCCACCCACCGGAAAAGCUACGUCCGCGUGAUCUCCCACGACGGGACCAAGAUGGACCUUUCUGAGACCAAAAUGGACGGGGAUGUGACGACCCGCCUGAAGUUUGCGUGCGAGAGGAUCGCCGAGGAGUAUGAAGAUGAGCUCAUUGAAUUCUUCUCCCGUGAGACCGACAACGUCAAGGAUCGGCUCUGCAGCAAGCGGACCGAUCUGUGCGACCAUGCCCUGAACAUCCCCCAUGAUGAGCUGUGAAGCGCGAAGGCCUGGAUCAAACUGGACAUCCCCUGUAGCGAACUCCUCCCCUGCCCGCUGGCAUUGCCCUGGGAACCUCGCUGUGUGUCACCCGGAAACCCCAAUCUUCGCUUGGGGAGGAAAGCAGACAGAAGCUUCCUUCGGAGGGAAAGACGUUGUCCUUCUCCUGCCCCCUCGGGAUCGCUUGACUUUCAAUCUGCCUUUAGGCUGUCGAUGUUUCCUCCCUCGCCCCUUCCCCGAGGAGAUGGACAGAUGUUCCUGUAGGGUCCUGAGUCUGGAUUUGACCCCUCCUCCCCCUGCCCAAUUACUCUGGUGCUUUUAUGUCUUAUUUAUUUUGGUUGAGCUUCCACCGUAACGGUCUUGGGGUGGGAGUGUCAGCUCUUGGGAAGAGGAAGGGGGGCCAGGAACCAGGACUCCUGGGUUCUGUUCCAGCUCUGAGAGGAGAUGCUCUCUGGGGGGCAGAGCUGGGCAUGGGCAUCAGGACUCCGAGUUCUAGACGGGCUGGUGGAGUGAGAUCUCCCAGGUUUUAUUUUGAGCAGCAAUGUAUUCUAGUGGCUACAGUGCUGGGGCAGGAGUCAAGACUCGGGUUCUGUUCUGGCUCUGACGCUGUCUCACUGUGACCGUGGGCAACUCACUUCUCUGUGGCUUUUCUGAAGAGUCCAGGGGAAGGGGACUGCACAGAGACUUCUCCACCAUCAUCCGUCCAAAGGGGACACUUCCAGCCGCCAGCAGCAGGAGCCACGGUUAUUGAGCUCAAAUGACCCGGCCGAGUCGGCGCUCUGCUAGCAACGUCUGCACGCGCAGGGUGGAGGGAUCCGGUUUUCCAGGGGGAGUCGUGUUACUUUGGAGGGCUUCUUUUUAAAUGUCUCAGGUCUGUUUCCUGAGGACCUCUUUCUAGGCGGCAGAUCGCUGUGAUCUCUGGCGCAGGGCAGUAGAAUAAACCUCUGGCCACGCUGCAGUUGGAA
Molecule: messenger RNA, 1662 nt
Organism: Emys orbicularis (European pond turtle)
Lineage: Eukaryota; Metazoa; Chordata; Testudines; Emydidae
Gene: CNPY2
Product: canopy FGF signaling regulator 2
Exons: 6
Coding region: 143-697 (184 amino acids)
Cellular component (GO): endoplasmic reticulum
Source: RefSeq, a predicted model, not a curated record